Molecule: messenger RNA, 2655 nt
Organism: Penicillium pulvis
Lineage: Eukaryota; Fungi; Ascomycota; Eurotiomycetes; Eurotiales; Aspergillaceae
Exons: 4
Coding region: 1-2655 (884 amino acids)
Biological process (GO): regulation of DNA-templated transcription
Molecular function (GO): DNA-binding transcription factor activity; sequence-specific DNA binding
Source: RefSeq, a predicted model, not a curated record
AUGGACAAGACUGGCACAAUCGUGGCUCACGCCCCCCAUAAUAGAAGAGAUUCCACGCUCUCUACGACAAAAAUUGCAACCAAAAUUGCAAAGAAGGACUUCAUCAAAAAAUGGCUUCACACCACUCCCCGCAAAACGAUCAGCGUCCCCGCAAACCCAGAGUUCACCUUGGAGAAGCCAGAUUUCACCCCGGGAGACUUCAUGAAGCACAUUUGUGUGGAUUUCACCGCCAUGAUCCAAGAAGCGAUCAAAAACAGUCCGUCCAACAAACAAUCUACAAGAGGCAUCUGCAAGGAAAUCAUGCGAACCAACGCUUGGUAUCGCACCCACCAAAACUCGGGCUGGCAAGAAAUUGUCGCUGAAGAGCUUGCGAAAAAUCCCAUCUUCCGACCUCUGAUUGAAUGCCACAAUGGGAAAAUCAGCAGGACGAGGAGUGUGAAAUGGUUGCUGAGCUUCGCCGCGCCCACCAGUACCGCGCAUGCCAGUACCGCAGAAAGCACAUCGUCAGACACGAACACAGAGUCUGGAUGGAAUGUUCCGGAGUUAUCGGACACUAGUACUGCGGUGGAUUCCAGUACGGAAAGUGCACACGGACCGCCGCAGCGAAGUUCUACAGAGGUGUCAUGCACCAGCACUAGCACUGACAUCAGCAGCAUCAGCACUGGCAACAGCAUGAGCAGGAGUACAGAAUAUGAAAUACAAUUCCCUCCCGAGGAUCUCGCAGAACUACCCGCAUCAUGCAUGGAUGCUGAAUUACCGGAAAGUUGUGUCGCGAAGCCAAAGUGUGGGUCUUGGGAGAAUACAUACUCCGUAUCCCCCAUAACCACUUUUGAGACCCACGAAGGCGAGAGGUACACGGAAAGACCCUUCUCUAUGUCGGAACUGACACUGGUCUCUCCUAUAUCUCCACAGUCGCCCAACCGAUUCUCACCCACCUCAUUUGCUGCGUUUUCUCUACAUUUGCCAAAUGAAUCCUCAUAUUAUGAUAAUCACACCAGUACUCCUCCCCCAAAAUACGUGGAUAUCCCACGCAAGCGUGAUGAAUCUUUCCACAUGGAGCUGGAACCUGAUCCGACUCACAUUGGUGGAAGGAUGUCUUUCGAUAUGUCAUCAAUUGCUCCUCAGUCACCGAGGCGUAUGACUGCGAGUCCAAUCUCGAGCAUUACCCAAGUACAGGAGAAUUCGAACUCGCGUCUGGCCGAGACUCGAGUUUCAUCAUCGGCUCUUUCCUCGACUACCUCAGAGUGGCCCAUUCACAGUCCGAAACCGGGUCCCGCCAGCAAUAAUUGUUCACUCAAGCGCGGGAAUUAUGUGAGGAAGUCAAAGAAGCCCGUCAAUAUGCAGCAGAGGGAAGAAAUCGGACGUUGGAUUGAGGAGAUACCCUCUCAAACUCAGCCGACACCGCCAGACACUUCUGGGUCGCAUUUGAUACGAUACCAACUUUACGAUACCCCGAUGGAGGACGAGGAGAUGGACAACAAUGACUCAUCAGCUGCCAAUAACGGGGGAAGGAUUCCCUCGGGUUUUGGAGACACCAAUGAUUCUGGGGAAAAAUCGCCCCCCAAAAAGGGCGGUCGCCCUCCACCGCAAGAUAACAGAGGUACGGGACGCGAUGACGACGGCAACCAAGAUCGAAAGAGGAAGCGCCUACAUUCCCCAGACAGAGACGAAAGACGCAGAUUCGCGUGUGUGUAUCACAAGUUUGACCCGAACACGUAUGGCGUCAAUAACCGGAAGUAUCUGGUGUGUGCGGGAGCCGGAUUCAAAUUUACAUCUGAGCUUGUCCGCCAUCUCGCUCGGAACCACGAUGAGUUCAUUUGCGGCAAUUGCCUUGAACAGUUUGCAGACGACGAGCAACGUCAUAACCAUUACGAGCAUUGUACCGUUCGGCUCCGGUGCUCCCAAGAAGAACGUUGGCAAAUUCUCUACCGUGCCCGGUUCCCGGGUGCUCCAGUCCCAGAAGAUCCAUACCAGUCGACUCGACUAAGAACCCCCCCUCCAAGAAUAAACACUAGCCUCGGGCCGGCACCAACCAACACAGAACCUAGCUCAAACGCAUCUGGUUUAGCCCCCUCAUUACCUUCUACCAGUUCCAGUGAAACAUCCCCAAAGUUAAUGGAGUGUAUGGUCCGCAUAGAAGGCCUUGAGAAGCGUUUACCCGACUUCGAAGACAGGAUCAUCCGGCUAGUAAUGAAGCUAGAUCCCACAUCGUCGAACCCAGUAUCCAGAACACACAGCCACAUAUCGCAAAAGUGCCCAACGGUCUCUCCGUCCUUAAAAUCUGCCGCAGAUGAGCCCUUCUUUUCAUCUCAGGGUGGUACUGAUACAACUACUUCGAGCUCAAAACCAUCCCCUUCGUCAGAUGUACCCUUUAACUGGUCAGCCUUUCAACCAUCAACAGGCGAUAUCUUGAUUCAACCUUCACAGACUACUGAUGUAAACAUGGAUGAUAGCGGGCUCUGGAGGGAGUUUCCAGAUGGAACUAAUGCAUCUGUCACUGCGCUUAAUCACUUUUCGAGUGUGUGGAGUAGCAGUGAUGGGGAAAGGAAUUCGUUUGGGAAAGAGAUGGGUCAGCAGUCGGACCCACCCCCAACGAAUUUGGCAGACUUUGCGUGGGGGGAUGUCAUGUUCCCGGCUCAUGAUUUCGGGUCAUAA